AUCUCUACCGAAACGAUUCGAAUUCGAUUACUCGAGAUAAACAAGAUCGGACUUGACUUGAAAUUUCGCGAGUACCUUUUUCAUACGUAUCUCUAGCGUGAAGGUUAUGUCAUUUGUAUAACAUGGCGUCGAGCGAGAGCAGUAAUUUCGGAAAGGUGUUGGAGUAUCGGAUUUACAAGUGCUCCAGUUAUUCCUCCAAUUACAUACCCGAAAAUAUUAUCGUUGAUAUACCGUCGGACCAGACCUCCCGAUGGUCUUCUGACAUUGACAAUCAUCCGCAGUAUCUUAUUCUCAAACUUCAACGCCCUUUCAUUGUCAAACGCAUCACCUUUGGUAAAUAUGAGAAAACCCAUGUUUGUAACAUAAAGAAGUUCAAGAUAUUUGGUGGGUUGGAACCGGAGAACAUGAUGGAACUCCUUGAAAGUGGACUGAGAAAUGACUCUAUACCGGAGACGUUUGACCUUAAGCAUGUGUUAGGAAACGAAGGAAAUCAUUUCCCUGUUCGGUACAUAAAAAUUCUCCCCCUGCAAUCAUGGGGUCCUAGUUUCAACUUUUCUAUAUGGCAUGUCAGAUUAGCUGGUAUUGAUGAUCCCAAGAUUGUCAAACCCUGCCUCGAAUGGUUUAAUAUGUAUCGCCAGAACGAAAUAAUAAGACUGUGCAUAAAGCACUUCCGACAAAUGGAACAACUCGAGAUCGUGCAGACUCUGCAGAGGGUCACUGGAGUUCCGCUGGAGGAUGCGCGGUUGUCGAUGCUCUACGAACUGUUGGUCACCAAAGGCGACCACUUGCAAGCGGAACGUUUUAUCAGCAAUGCGCUUUCGAUGGGACUCUUAAACGAUUAUAUCAAUGCUCAAACUUAUAGAGCAAUUUGGACAAAGCUAUCAUCUAGCGAGCUCAAGCCUGGCAUGCGUGGUGGUCAUCAAAUGGUACUCGAUCCCACGGCUGAAGUGCUUUACCUUUUUGGUGGCUGGGACGGUAACCAGGAUCUCUCUGAUCUGUGGUCGUACGAUAUAGAGGCUGGUAAUUGGACGCUCAUUUGCAAGGACACUGAAGCAGUGGGGGGACCAAGCGCACGAUCUUGUCACAAGAUGUGCUUAGAUCCACAGAGACGGCAGCUCUUUACGCUGGGUAGAUACUUGGACACUCAGUAUCGUACAUGUGAAAAUCUGAAGAGCGAUUUUUAUGUCUAUGACAUCGAGUCGAACAAGUGGACUCAGAUAUCGGAGGACACGGGAGCGAUAGGCGGUCCGCCGCUCGUGUUUGACCAUCAAAUGUCAAUGGAUGUCGAAAAGCGCACUAUAUAUGUCUUCGGUGGUAGAGUCUUGGCUCAUUCAACGAAUGGCGACGAGCAUGGCCUGAUACCGGAACCACAUUUCUCAGGACUGUAUUCUUAUCACGUGCCAACCGGUACUUGGAUGAAGCUCGCUUGUGAUAUCGCUGAUAAGCCCUACUCGCGAGACAUGCCAAUCUACAGAUCUCGCGCCGGUCAUUCCAUGUUGUUUCAUCCGCGAUCGAGAAAGUUAUAUAUAUUCGCCGGUCAGAGAGGUAAAGAGUACUUGAGCGACUUUUUCACCUACGAAGUGGACACGCAUCACGUCGAGUACAUAAGUUACAACGAGUUCGGUACAGCGAAGGAUUCUAAUCAUGUUCCUGCAGCAGGAUUCACGCAGAGGGCGACCAUCGAUCCCGAGCUCGGCGAAAUUUACGUUCUAUCUGGUUUGAGUAAGGAUAAGGAUAAGAGAGACGACAAUGUGCAAAAUUCCUUCUGGGUGUAUAAUAUCCAAAACAGCAGAUGGUCUUGUAUAUAUCGCAACGAGAACGUCGGCGAAAAGUACUGGAGCAAAAUGCAGGAUUACGAACCAUGUCCGCGAUUCGCACAUCAACUUGUUUAUGAUCACACGAGAAAGGUUCAUUUCCUGUUCGGAGGUAAUCCGGGCAGAUCUUGUCUUCCGAAUUUGAGACUCGACGACUUCUGGCAAUUAGAAUUGCGCCGACCCACGCCCGAACAGAUCCUGAAGAGGUGCAAGUUGAUCAUUAGGACGCAUAAAUUCAAGGAACUCGCCUUGAGCAACAGCAUAGAGGCUCUCGAGUAUCUACAGACGAGAGUCUUCGAGAUCAUCGACCACAAUGAUGUGCAGCAAACGAAAGAGUUCCAGUUGCUGACGUCGAUCUUAUUCCGCGGACACGACGACUCGAUGCAGGACGCCUCGCGUUCGGACGCGAUUCUGGGCGACCUGAACGUUGGCACCGCGACGCAAUGUGCGAACACGCGCGACGUCCACAAUCUGCGAACCGAGCUCUACAACAAACUCACGGAAUUCUUCCCGGAACCGUUGACGCAGCCGCGCGCGAACCUGAUCGAUCUCCUGCCGUUAUAAUGACAUGCGAUGAUCGUAAGCUCUUGAUGACGGAAUGCUUUCAGACGCAGAUUACAUUUACUCUAUUUUCCUUAUUUUAUUUUCACUUGAUGAGUUCUUUUUGUUACAAUGCGCAGGUUAAUUCUCAUUUUCGGCAGACUGAUGACAUGCUUCGCCAGCUAAUGCGAUUAGCGCUUUUUUUAUAUUUUCGAUGCGUUAUGUAUCAAUGGGGAAAAAACGUGCAAUGUUCGUUUCCUGUUCCGUUGAAAGUUAUGUUCAUUUCGAUCAUUGUUAUGAUAUUUGUGCCUAUUAGCAUUCUUCUCUUCCGCGCGAACUGUCUAUUUAAAUCAGUUUUUCUGAGGCGGAACAUUCUAUGAUUCUAUAAUUACCUACGUUUAAUUCAUAAGAUCGAGCCCUGUGAACUUUGUGAUAUCGAUAGCUUUCUAAUCGAGUCGACUGGUUAGUUGAUACAUAAGUAAAUUAGUUUGGUCCUUUUAUAUAUAUACAUAUAAUCUCUCUCUCCUACUCUAAUUUAUGUGCUUAGACCAGCCCAGCCAUAACGUUGUUGUUAUUAUGUUUGCUAUAAUAAUAUAUUUGUCGAACGAACUGAAAAAAAUGGAUAAAACUGAGCGAUAAUUUAAGAAAGCUCUAUGAUAGUCUAAGAAAGCUCUACUAAAGCGUAAAUGUUUGACAUCUGCAUCGCAUUCUGCAGGUUGUCUCGUCCAAUUUGUCCGCUUGAUAAAACCCAUAAAAUUAUCUGCCAAAAUUAAUUAACUGUGACAUUAAAUCUCAAAUUUAACAAAUCAAAAGUCACUCCUUCGCUUAUAGAGAUAUGAAAAAUAUUAUGAUUAAUAUAAUGCAGCUAUAUAUACAGCAUUCUCAUUUAAUUAAUGAUAAUUAUUUUAAUCGCACAAAAUAUCGAGCAAUUUUUCCAAUAAGAAAAAAAUUACAUCUUUUAUUUUAAUAAUUAUUAUAAUUAAGAAAAUUGUAUAUUAACCAUAAUGUUUGUUUUUUUUCUCUCGACUUCCAAAUUGUACGAAUAACGAAUAAUUACUUCUUGUCUACUCACGCUUGCAGUUAUAGACAAUAACUACUACAAAGCCAUUUCAAGUGGUCGAAUUGGAGACAACAUCCUGUACGUCGAUUCUUUUCUCUCUCUCUCUUGUAAAAUAUCUCUCCUUUGAUAUAUUCUCUGUCAUUUAUUUCGUUUAUAAUCUAAGAAUACGUUCAUUCACCGGAAAUGCCUUCUAACGAAAAUGCGGAAUCUGAAAAUGUAUUAUUGCAAAUAUUGACGCAGGCUAACGUUACAGUUAAAUCAUUUAUAAUUCUCCCGGACUCACCCUUCUAGUCUCGCCGAAUUGAUUCAUCAUCAAAUCAAUUCGUUCACUAUGCAGUGGAAUCCGCACGCGAAUAUAAAACUGUCUUGUUAACGUGUACAUAAAUUAUAUCCAUGCGAUGGUAGAGAGUCAGGAUUUCUUUUGUACUAUAAUUAAUUAUUCGCGCAGCGCACUUGUUUUGUUGUUUGUUAUUUAACCGAGAUAUAUUGUACAUAGCGACAUGUAUUGUAAUCAGCCUGGCGCGAGCUUUAAGGUGUUACGAGGAAAGGGGUGCAAGUGUGAAUAUACUAUACAUACAUACAUAUAUAUAUUAUAAAAGCGAGAAAAAGCAAAAGCUUAAAAAGUUAUACAAUCGCUGAAUUCUGACGCGCGUAUUAUCUUUGUAUAUACGUAUGUAAUUGUACGAUGUAAGGAAUGCCCGAGGAUUUUUAUAAUGUAACAGUUACGCUAAGUUAGAUAACGGAAUUGUAAAAAAGGAAAGCACCCGGAAGGUAUACCAAGGAGUGAACGUGUGAAGCGUGGAAACCGGAAGUAGAAAUUGUGCUUCCGCUGAGGAGGAGAAACGGAACGAUAACGCCAUUCCUCUCAUAAAUAUACAUAUAUAGAUAUACACACACACAUUAGAUGGCUUGAAGGGUCAAUAUUUUUCGCGUGUGUAUAUUCAACUGUGUACGUGCGCCGACUUCUAGCUUUUUCCACCCCAUGCCUCCCUCUUCUUUCGAUCUUUCUCCGAAGAGGUACAAUCUUCUUUUAUCGCCCUCGUUUUAGUUUCCGUAUACGAAUAAGGUAACUGUAUAAUCGUGAGAAAUCGUCGCUUGCACUUUGCUCUUACGAAACGAGGCCAGUGAAGCAGGUUUUCAUUGAUCUGCUUUGAUUUGAGAAAGCGAUACGGGAGAUCAAUGAAAAUCUUGGUGGAAAAAGCUAGAAGUCGAGUGUGGCGCACAUGCACAGUUGAAUAUAUACACGCGCGAAAUAUUGACCGUUCGAGCUUCGAAGCACGAACGAAACGGAAACGUUGAUAUCCGAAGUUCUAGUCAGAUAAUAAAUGUUUAUAAAAAUACAUGUGAGAAAAAA
Molecule: messenger RNA, 4768 nt
Organism: Ooceraea biroi (clonal raider ant)
Lineage: Eukaryota; Metazoa; Arthropoda; Insecta; Hymenoptera; Formicidae
Gene: muskelin
Product: muskelin 1
Cellular component (GO): cytoplasm
Molecular function (GO): protein binding
Source: RefSeq, a predicted model, not a curated record